Paramecium sonneborni is the source of this 1356-nucleotide messenger RNA. The record is from the annotation of a GenBank genome assembly. Lineage: Eukaryota; Ciliophora; Oligohymenophorea; Peniculida; Parameciidae.
UUUUAAUUAAGAUAUGAGAUAGUUCGCAAUCUCUUUGUUCAAAGUAUCGUAGAGACAAUUUGGACAAUUACCAAAAUUCUAUUUCUCAAGUAAUUGAUUAGAUAAAUUCAUUAGAAAAGGUAGUGAAUGUACCAACAAUGGGUGAUUCGAUUACAGAAGGAGAUGUGAAAGAAUUACAAAAAAGUAUAUUUAUUAAAUUUGAUAGUUAGAGGUUGGAGAUUAUGUGAAUUAAGAUGACGUGAUUGCAUUAAUAGAGACAGAUAAAGUCACAAUAGAUAUAAGAUGUGCUGACUCUGGUGUAAUUACUUAGAUGUUUGCAGCAGAUGGGGCUAAAGUAGAAGUUGGAAAACCAUUUUAUGAAAUUGAUACUUCAGCUGCUAAACCAGCUGGAGCUGCAGGAACUCCAGAAACUAAAAAAGAAGAAAAGAAAGAUGUGAAAUAAGAAUAAAAGUAAGAAGCACCUGCAGCUUAAAAGAGCACUCCUGCUCCAGCUGCAAAACCUGCUGAAAAGAAACCAGUAGCUCCAACUAUUACAAAUACAACUCAAAGAACAGAAAAAAGAGUAAUUAACUUAAUAUGAAAAUAGGAACCUAUGUCAAGAAUGAGAUAGCGUAUUGCAUAAAGAUUAAAGGAUGCUUAGAAUACUUAUGCAUUACUUACAACAUUUUAAGAAUGCGAUAUGAGUGCUGUUAUGGAAGCAAGAGAAGCUAUGUAGAAGGAUUUCUAAAAAAAACAUAAUGUCAAAUUGGGUUUCAGCUCAUUCUUUGUUAAAGCUGCUGUCAAAUAGUUGUAAGAACAACCUAUUGUGAAUGCAGUCAUAGAUGGCACUGAUAUUGUUUAUAGAAAUUAUAUAGAUAUUUCUAUGGCUGUAGCCACUCCAACUGGUCUUAUGGUACCAGUGCUUAGAAAUUGUGAACGUCUCAGUUUUGCAGAUAUCGAAAAAGUACUAGACAAUUUAAUUAUUAGACACUUAUUGAUUUAGCUGAAAAAGGAAGACAAGGCAAAAUCUCUGCUGACGAUAUGGUUGGUGGAACAUUCACUAUCUCAAAUGGUGGAGUUUUUGGAAGUUUAAUGGGAACACCAAUCAUUAAUGCUCCACAAUCUGCUAUAUUAGGAAUGCAUGCCAUAGUCAAUAGACCUGUUGUCAGAAAUGAUUAAAUUGUAGCUCGUCCAAUGAUGUAAGAUUUUUUUAUUAUUUUUUUUAGGUAUCUUGCCUUGACUUAUGAUCACAGAAUUCUUGAUGGAAAGGAUGCUGCUACUUUCCUUAAGAAAUUAGCUACUUCAAUUGAAGAUCCAAGAAGAAUAUUAUUAGAUGUUUGAAUUAUCUAAAUUUAUAAAAUCAAAAUAGGUUAAUUA